Ciona intestinalis (vase tunicate) is the source of this 3246-nucleotide messenger RNA. Its product is annotated as Y+L amino acid transporter 2-like. Gene Ontology annotation, molecular function: L-amino acid transmembrane transporter activity. Lineage: Eukaryota; Metazoa; Chordata; Ascidiacea; Phlebobranchia; Cionidae. Gene Ontology annotation, biological process: amino acid transmembrane transport. The record is from RefSeq and is a predicted model, not a curated record. Gene Ontology annotation, cellular component: membrane.
AAUGUUACGCGACGCGUGGUUGGUGGGCGGAGUGGGGGUGUGGCGCAAGUCGCUAUUCGUUACUAUGGCUCGAAGGAAAUGAACCGUCGGAAAUCUCCAGUUACUCUUCACUUCAGGACGAAAUAGAAAAAAGGUUUCUUGUAAAAUGUGCUGAAACUCCAUACAUUCAUAUUGUAUUUGUAUCGCAGUUCAGAAAUAUCUAUUAGCCAAUUACUUUAAAAUUUAUUGUACAGUGUUUGUUUUAUUUAUUGUAAUAUAACAUUUAGGAAAAUUUUAAACAGUUGGUAAGCUCUGGUUUUAACCUAAAUUUAAAGAAAAUGUCUGACAAGCAAGAAGCUUCAAACCAGGAUGUCACUACAACUCAGCAAUCAGUAAAUUUAAAGCAAAAGAUUACCCUGGCAAAUGGUGUAGCACUCAUUGUUGGAAAUAUUAUUGGUUCUGGUAUAUUUUUAUCUCCAAAAGGAGUUCAAGAACAAUGUGGAUCUCCUGGGUUAAGUUUGAUCAUAUGGUCUAUUUGUGGUGUGUUUUCUUUGGUGGGUGCUCUGUGCUACGCUGAGCUUGGCACAACUAUUAUUAAAUCUGGUGCAAGUUAUGCUUAUAUACUGGAAGCAUUUGGUCCGGUUGUUGGUUUUGUUCGAUUAUGGAUCUCAGUGCUCAUUAUAGAACCCACAGUCCAAGCAGUUAUUGCAAUUACAUUUGCAAACUAUUUAAUUCAACCAUUUUUUCCUACUUGUGAAGCACCAUUCUUUGCUGUAAGAUUACUUGCUGCAGUUUGUGUAACGAUUAUCAUGGCUAUGAACUGCUUUAGUGUAAGGUAUGGAACGAGAAUUCAAGAUGUUUUUGCUUAUGCCAAAGUGCUAGCUUUGAUUGUUAUUAUGAUUUUUGGAUUUAUUGCUUUGGCAAAUGGAACUUCAUCCAGUUCUUUGGCUAAACCUUGGAAAGGGACAACUACUGAUGUUGGAAAUAUAGCUCUUGCAUUAUAUUCGGGUCUGUAUGCCUAUUCCGGUUGGGAUACACUCAAUUUUAUGGUGGAGGAACUAAAAGAUCCGUACCGGAACUUGCCAAGAGCCAUUUAUAUUUCACUUCCACUUUGCACCAUCAUUUACAUUCUAACCAAUGUGGCUUAUUAUGCUGUUUUGACACCAGAUGAAUUAAUAGCAUCAGAUGCAGUUGCAGUUGGUUUUGCAAGUAAAACACUUGGUGUCAUGCAAUGGACGAUUCCUAUCGCUGUCGCAAUGUCAACAUUUGGCGGACUUAAUUCCUCCAUUAUGGCUUCUUCCCGUUUGUUCUUCGUUGGUGCACGAGAAGGGCAUUUGCCAGAUUACUUGGCUAUGGUCAGCUUAAAACGAUUCACCCCUGCACCCAGUCUGUUAUUUACCAGUUUACUCACACUAGUAUUUCUGUGUGUUGAGAAUGUGUUUGACCUGAUCAAUUAUUACAGCUUCAUGUACUGGCUCACAGUUGGUUUGUCAAUUCUUGGCCAAAUCUAUCUGCGUUUUAAAAAACCAGACUUGCCACGACCUCUGAAAUUUAAUCUUGCGUUUCCAAUCACAUUUUGCCUUGCCUGUUUAUUCCUGGUCAUUGUUCCAUUCUUUACUUACACAAGAGAAUCACUUGUUGGCACCGCAAUACUUGCUACUGGAAUUCCUAUCUACUACUUCUUUAUUUAUCGCAAACUACCAAACUGCAUCAGUAAGAUCAGUGAAGCGUGCACCAGAUUGUUUCAAAAGUUACUUCCAGUAGCGAUCUCUGAGGUUGAAAUAGAAGGAGAUUUUUAGGCAUAUUUUAUUUAUUUCUACAUCUUAAAUAUUGCUUUUACAAUCGGUAGUCAAUCUUUUAAAGUGCUUUUUUUGUUGUUUGUACAUACAUAUAUAAUUUUUUGUGUGUGAAGCGUAGUUUUUUUGACUGUUACAUUGGUAGGGUAAUGUGAAGUUGAUAACACAGUAUACUGCCUCGUUCCUUAAUAUUAUCCUUCUUUUUUGUUCCUGUAUGUUUGUCAACAUUUCCGAUCUCAUCAUGAAUUUAAUUAUCAAGGUUUUUCAAAAUCGUAGCUUUUUUGCCUAGAAGAUAAAAACCUCAUGUUUUGUGUUUUAUGUAAUUUUGUUGUGUUUGCAGUGGCGCAAGCGCAAAGAGUCUUGUUUUUAAAAACACUUUUUAAAAAAAAUUAUAAUUUUUUAUUGGAUUAAACAUGCAGUUGCAAUAUCAAAUCCUUUAAUUUUGAAAACUUUAGUCAUAUAUCGGUAAUGUAUAGUAAGGUAAGGUAUGUGAAUCAAAGUUAAGGGGGGGGGGGGGGGGGGGUUUAAACAAAUCAUGUUUUACGCUCCUGUCUGAAAUUCCCUUUUAUUUUUUUGCUGCGCCAGUGUAAAAGGGUAUCCGUUUGUGUAUACUACCACAGCAUUAACUUAAUUGUUUGUUAAGUAUACACAUGUUUUAACUUGUCAAUAAGCUGUGCUGAUAAGAUUUAUUUUGUGCUGCUAUUUCUCUGCUGCUUUUAUACAUUGUCAACUCUUGAUUCAAAUGCACAAAAGUUUGGUUUAAUAUACUAAGGUUUUUAAGCUAGGAUUAUCAUGUACUGACUCACUCACACGUACACAAACAUUUUUAUUUUCUUUCCACCCGUUUAAAGAGGUUACUGUGCAGAUCUUAUUUAGUUAGAAAUAUGGAAUAUACGUGCCCAUCAUGUUUUGUAAAAUUAGUUGUUUUAUUUGGUAAAUGUUCUGUUUAUAUGUUCAGCUCUUACCAAUUUUAGAUAUUCAAUUUUAUCUAGGUUUUAUAUAUCUAUAUUAUACUUGGCUUUUAAAUUAAUAAAAAAUAAAAAAAAUUGUCACAUGUAUUAACAUUUUUUGUGUACUAUCUGAAUUUGUAACCACUACUGUGACCACACAUAUUAUCUACAUGGUUUAACAUAAGAUGGAAAUUCUUAGUAAAAAUGCCAUCUUCGUUCAUCUGUAAAGAGCUUAGGUGAAUGUGCAGACGCAGCACAUUUCAUGUACAGUUGGGUGCAACGUUGUUUUCAAGUGUGUUUCAUCUCUUGAGUUAUAUUUGUGUCUUGCUUUCUAUCUCUAGAUUAAAUUACAGUGCCCCUACCACUAAUAUACUUAUUAUGUGCAACUAUAUUAGUUUGGGUUAAAUAUCAAAAUGGCAUGUAGGUUCUUGGUAAAUACAUCUUAGUUGUAAAUUCAUUACAUGAAUUAGUUAAUUAGAAUUGGAAAUUAACUGUUAAUUUUAAUUGUAAAUAUCAUUUUG